Messenger RNA from Trametes versicolor FP-101664 SS1, 822 nucleotides. RefSeq lists its product as uncharacterized. The record is from RefSeq and is a predicted model, not a curated record. The coding region runs from base 1 to 822 and encodes 273 amino acids. Lineage: Eukaryota; Fungi; Basidiomycota; Agaricomycetes; Polyporales; Polyporaceae. The transcript is spliced from 2 exons. Gene Ontology annotation, molecular function: oxidoreductase activity.
AUGGCCAUCGCCUCCGUCCUCACCCCGCACGACGUCCCCGCCACGCUCAACUACUACGCCCCUACUGGCGACGAGGCGCCGUACCGCUACAUACACCUCACCCCGCCCCCUGGCAAGCCCGAGCACAACCUCGGCGACGACCCACGCCCGGUCGUCAUCAACGACGCGCGCGGACGCGAGGAUAAGUUCAGCCUCGACGUGAACGGCUUCCAGUUCGCGCGCCAUGUUAGCGCCGAGAAGGAGUUCGUGGACGAGGAGAAGAUCCGGGGCGAGUAUUACAAGGAGAUCGAGCAGCUGCUCAAGGACGUGUCUGGGGCGAAGAAAGUGGUCAUCUUCGACCAUACUAUCAGGUCCGCAGUCUCCGGCGUUUCGCGAGAAAGCGAACGCGUGCACAUCGACCAAACCUACGAAGCGACCGUCAAGCGCGUGCGGCAGCUGCUUGGGGACGACGCAGACCGCCUCCUGCAGUCGCGCGUGCGCCUCAUCAACGUCUGGCGCCCCAUCGCGAACCCCGUCUUCCACAAGCCGCUCGCGGUGGGCGACUGGCGCUUCCUUGACGAGCAGCACGACCUCGUGCCCGUGCGCUACCUGUACCCGGACCGCGAGGGCGCGACGUUCAGCGUGCGCUACAACCCUGCGCACCGCUGGUGGCACCUCGCGCAGCAGACGCCGGAGGAGGUCACGUUUAUCAAGUGCUACGACUCGGAGACGGACCGCGCGCGGCUCACGCCGCAUACCGCGUUUUGGGACCAGUCGAGCCCGAGCGAUGCGCCGCACAGGCAGUCGAUUGAGGUUAGGGCGUUGGUGUUCGAUGAGGAGUAG